This is a messenger RNA of Lineus longissimus, 2441 nucleotides long. RefSeq lists its product as uncharacterized. The coding region runs from base 226 to 1119 and encodes 297 amino acids. The record is from RefSeq and is a predicted model, not a curated record. NCBI's taxonomy places the organism in Eukaryota, Metazoa, Nemertea, Pilidiophora, Heteronemertea, Lineidae. The transcript has 5 exons.
UUUACACCUUUAGUUUCAUUGGGAUAGUAGUAACCUCUCUCACAGGUACUUCUUGUGGUCUAGCACUCUUUAAACAGUGCUUCACCAGCUCUCGGCCAGUUCUGGGCUUAGUUUCCGUACGCGAGGUCAUGGCGCGGUGUGUGCAAUUCCGGUCUGGUUUCUUCCGAUGGAUGUUUUCUUAAGGGCAGGAGUUUGGGUCUAACAUUCUGAUGGGAUGUCGACGGUAUGACGUCCGGUAGUGUGGCAUUUAUUUGGAUAGAUCUCUGGAUACUUAUACUCUCCUCUUUCCUUAUUGCCACAAUGAAGCCUGAAGAAACAUUUAAACCGGGACAUUCCUUCCAAGUGAUAGUCAACAGAACUGACGUAUGUAGUAGAAGAUCACGUGAUCGACCAAGAAAGGUAUCAGAUAAUCCAUCACAGCGACCUGGUCGGUCAAAACAGGAUUCAGAAACCGCCACCCAGGGUGUUUUAGAUCCAAUAAUCAACAGAUAUUCAUAUUCCUCGAUAUCAAAUCAAAAGAAAAACCGACGGCGGACGAAUAGGAAAAAUUCAAACCGACGGAACGUGCCUUCAGAAAAUUCCCGCAGACGACAGAGAAAAACUCGAAAAGCUCGAAAGAGCCGUCGAUCAACAGAUACGGACGCUGUAGAGGCGCCAAGUAACCAUUGUUUACCUCCAAGCCAUUUCGGAGCAAUGGACGUCAUAGCAAAUAAAGAUGGAUCAGAAACAAAAAUAGAAUGCUGUUACCCACGGGGCCAUGAAGAUAGCAAGGGCUACCUUCAGCUUUGUGCGACGUGUAUCGCGACGACCACCCUUCCAAGUGACUUCUACCCCAGGCAGGUGCAUGAACACUUGUGCCUGGGAGCAAUAGCCAAUACGCCCGAUAACGAAGGAUGUCUUCAUCAUUCCGAUGUGUGGCACGGAAAGUGUUCACAGCGAACGAUAUACCACAAUGUGUUGAAACGCAAUAGGCCUGAUGGGUGCCGGAUUCGAGUCCGGCGGCGAGGAAAGGUACAGCCGGUUCAGGUAGAGGACUGGACGCUGGAUACGUUCCCUAUAAGAGAUGGUUGUGAAUGUAAAAUGAAUAAACUCUCCAUGUUUCAUGGGUUACUGAACUGAGCCGGUUUUGAGAUUGUAAUUAUUUGCGAGGAAUGUGACCGUGAUAGUUCUUUUGGAGGAAUUUUGAGUAUGACGGGAUGGUUGUUAGUCGACGGGUUAAACAUGAACUUCGUAAACGAAAUCAGACGCAAAAUCUUGGCGGAAUGGACGGAGUAAGAGCUCACGAUGGGGGCAUGUGCCAAUUCAGCUCCACUUCUGUAUAUAUCCGGCACUCCCCAGCAUAAUGAUAAUAUUGUUGUUCUACUUCAUGCAAUGGCCAUAUCAGAGUGACAGUGGCUUCGCUGGCAUCGCAUGUAUGGUGAUGAAGUGAAACAGACUUACGGCUGAAUGUGAUGCGGCGAAUUUGUCAAAGGUUGGGUGAGACACCCCGAUUCAGUCACAGAGUAAAAAACGGAGCGAAGUGGUUAUCGGGCUGAUCUAAGAGCGAGUAGAUCGAUGGACCACGUUAGUUGGAUGCUGGGUUUGGUGGUCUCGGUUUGUUAGCCAGGAGUGUUGACCUAGUAGGCUGAACGAGAAUGGUCUUGGUGGACUCGGGAGAAUGGUUUAAGUUCUCACUUCGAUCUAUCGUCACUUUGGGACAUAGCUGUUGUCAUUGACGCUUUUGGGCCAGAAUGCCCCUUUGGUGACUGUCUCUGGACAGUAUGGGCUAGCCCUGAUAUAUUAUGCAUCAUAUUAUGUUACGGUGCCACAACUGUGAUUAAUGAUGUUGGGUGUAUUGCGUACAUGCUGUAUACGUGUAUAUAGAUACACGUUAUCAACGUUGGGUCCAUAAACAGAGGACGGGAAGAUAUCAUGUCGAAAGGCGGUACGGGCGGGAAAGCAUCGGGAAGUUGGUGGGUUACCCGUUCGUCAAUAGAAUGUAAAAUCUGUUUACUCACUGUGCAGUGAUGACAUGUGCACGUAUCUAGCGAAGUAAAAUGUCAUCUUAUGUAUAGGCAAGUACAACUUAUUGUGGUAUUGUGUUCUCUUUCGGAUGAAUGGAUAUAUAGGUAAAAUCAAGUAUAGAGUAAUCCAUACUUGGUAAAAUCACUAAAGAAACUAGUAAUUUCCAAGGAAAUUCUGUUGGACUAUCAUCGGAUAGGACAGUAAUAAUACUGAGUAGUUCUACGUGUACAUGUAUAGCAAAUGUACAGCAACAAUGCUCUUUAGGUGAAUAUGUUGUACAUAGAAGAACACAAUGGUCUACGACAAUAUCUUCAAGUAACUUAUUCGAAUCGGACGGUAAAUUUUUUUUCUUCAUUUUUAAGGACGUUCUGAUCUCCUAUUCUGUAUAUACGAUACUGUCGAAUCAAUGAAAAUAAGAAUAAGUUAUUUUCUUUAAA